GGCAUCGGACACUCUGAUUCGCAGCCGUCGGUUCUGCCGUUCAUUAGCCCAAGGACGAGGAGACGCACGCGGGACCUCCGGCGCAGCACGCGCGCAACAUGGCCGCAAAAGACAGCGUACCGGCGAGCUUUCUGAGCGUGAGCCGGGAGAUGACAGAGAGCAUCAAGAGAGUGAUUGACAAACCGUCCAUCAAGUUUGCACAAGCCAUCAAAGUGGAGAGCAAGAAUGGGAAAUCAGAAGACAGGGUUUUGGUGUUGGCUACAUGGCGGCUUUACCUCAUGGCUCCAAAAUUACCAACCAAGGUGGAACAAACAUUUAACUACCUGGAGAUUCGUGCUAUAAGCCCUCAUCCAGAGAACCAGGUCGUCAUAGAGACAGAAAAGUCCACCCACGUCUUCAGGCUACAGUCGAGUGACCACAUGGAUCAGCUACUCAGCCACAUCAACUUCACUCUCUCACGCAUCUUCAAUAACUCCAUCUGCGUUUCCUCUAUUUUUCAAGCAGAUGGUGAGGUUUCUGAUGGGGGGCAUAAAUAUUCACCAAGCUCUGAAACAUCAGUGGAGGCUCAGAGAGCAUGUGGAGGUUUCUCGGAGACUUACGCUGCGCUGUGUGACUACAACGGCAUUAGCUGCAAAGAGGAAGUGCAGUGGGAUGUGGACACUAUAUAUCACUCCCAGGACAAUAGGCAGUUUAAUCUGUUAGACUUCGCUCACCUAGAGAGCAGAGACCUUGCAGUCAUCGUGGCAUCUAUGGCAUACAAUACAUGGUUCACCAAGCUGUACUGCAAAGACAUGCGCUUAAACUCUGAGGUAGUGGAGCAGGUCCUCCACACUGUCAGUAAAUCCAGCACUCUGGAAGAACUCACUCUGGAGAACGCUGGGCUUAAAGUGGAUUUCCCUCAGAAAAUGGCUGCUGCUCUGUUGGAAAACCCGGCAUCUGUGCUCCACUCCCUCAACCUGGCCCACAACACAUUUGACAAUCAAGGAGUGUCAAAUCUCAUCCAGCAGGUGUGUCAGCUCAGCAAAGGCCUUCGUCUGCUCAACCUCUCCAAGACCUCAUUCUCCUCUAAAGGUGUGAUUUCUCUGUCUCAGGCUCUAUGUUCCAGUGAUGACUACUCCAACUCUCUUCUGCAUCUUGACCUGAGCAGGAACCCAGGCAUUCUUUCUGGAGAGGAUGCUACAAAUCUGUACCUGUUCUUGGCUCAGCCCAACUGCUUGGUGCAUUUAGAUCUCUCAGGCACAGACUGCGCAGUGGAAUCAUUGUUUGGUGCUUUACUCCGAGGCUGCUGUGCCGAUCUCUCAUACCUGAAUCUCUCAAAGAACUCUUUCUCUCACAGGAAAGUGAAAGAUACACUGCCCACCUUCCGUCAGUUCUUCGCCUCAGCGUUCAGCCUCAGCCAACUCGUCAUGGGUUCAAUGAAGAUGCCCCCAGAUGUGCUCAGGGCUCUCUUUUUGGGACUGUCCUCCAACCCUCACAUCUCUGACCUGCACCUGGACAUCAGUGGUUGCGAGCUCAGAUCAGCAGGAGCAGCAGUGAUAAAAGACUUGUUUCCCCAAGUCUCCUCCAUUAGUACCCUGAACAUCUCAGAUAAUGGCUUGGAUGCUGAUCUUUACUCGGUCAUCCCAGCCUUCUCUCGUCACCCCUCCCUCAAGCAUCUGCUGCUGGGCAAGAAUUUCAGUGUCAAGGGCAGGUUGCUGGAUGAAAUCAUACAAAAACUAGUGCAGUUAGUGCAAGAAGAAGAGUGUGGUCUGCAGAGUUUGUCCUUGGCUGACUCCAGACUGCGAUCCCGAGGAACGGUGCUAGUGAAUGCACUCGGCAGCAACGCAUGUCUCAGGAAAGUGGAUUUGAGUGGCAAUGGUCUGGAGGACACGGGGGCCAGGAUGUUGAGCAAAGCCUUGCAGAUCAACACCACUCUCAGGAGCGUGACAUGGGAUCGGAAUAAUACUACAGCUGCUGGUUUUCAGGAUGUAGCCCGAUCUAUGGAGCAUAAUUUCACUCUGCAGUGCAUGCCUGUGCCAUUGAGUGAUGUUACGCAGGCAUACCGCAGUUCCCCAGAGAAGACCGAACAGGCAAUGACAAAGAUCCAGCGGGCAUUGCUAAGAAACAACCAGACUCAGCGCUUCUCUCAGAAACAAGCUCUCAGACUGCAUCAGGGUCUAGUGACUAGCACUGCUGAGCAGGUGAUGGAGCGCCUGUGUGUGCGUGUUCAGCAGCAGGUAUGUGUAUUACGAGCAGCGGGUGAGGGAGAGGAGCUGCAGGCUGCCAGGCAAGUUCUCAAGGAGGCCAGGAACUCUCGCGCUCUGUACCCUUCUCUGUGUGAGCUGGCUCACGUGCUUUCUGUAGAUGGACCAGUUAGACAGAAACUGGAGUCUCUCACUGGAGAACUGGCUAAAGCAGCUGACAAAGAGCUACAAGUGAUUGUAGACUCCAUGGUAUCGCUGUGUCGGGAACUGUGUCCCCUCUCCUCAGCUGCAGCAGAACAUCUUUCUCCUCCUCUCUCUUCUAUCUCCGAACGCGUGUCCUUCCCCCGUUCUGCCAUCCGCUCUGCACUGAUGGAGAGAGCAGCCCAGGACAUCGACCAAGCUCUAGAAGAAGUAAAGAUGUCUGUGGUUUCCUAUCUCACCAACUCGGUAGUGGAUCAGAUCCUUCAAGAGCUCUAUGCCACUCACAAGACACUGCUUCAGCAGGUGGCUCGGGUGAGGCGACCGGACGACAGUGCCAUGAUCCGACACACGCUCCGACAUCCUGACACUACUGACAUCCCCGAGGACGAUUUCAGUAUCAGCAUUGAUACAAUCGCCAUAAAGAAACGCAGCUCUAGGACACGACGCAUCCGGCCCGUUUCCACCAGGCUGAGUCUAGGUGAUGAUCUCAACUUGUCCGCUCCACUUUCUCACUUUGCCUCUUGGGAAAAUUUGUCCAGUUUGCCUACCCAAGGUGCACCUCUGCGCCAUGUAACCCACAUCAGACCCCGCCCACCAAGAAGGCAUAGGCCGGGACACACCUCUCUAGAUAUGCAUUCUUCUGAGAAUGGUGGGGUGAGCCUGUUGGAUGACGGACUGCCUGAUUUCUACACCAAGAGGGUCUUACCAGACAGUCAAUUGUCCUCUCAUCAUGCCCAAUCUCUGAGGCGGAAGAAGAGGCGCAAUGUGCUGUCCAUCUUUUCAGGAUUCAGGAAGAACCGUUACUCUGCAUCAUAUCAAGAGCCAGUGCCUGCAAUCCAGGGGGAAGUGUGUGGGGAUGAAUGUCGCACCAACGCUGGUACAGAGAACCUGUACUCGGUCAUUCACCACCCUAAGGAUUUCCAAGAGGAAGCCAAUGGCAGCCCAGGAGAUCAAAAACCUCCUCAGAUCUCAGGCCGAACUUUUUAUGGCAUACUGCUGCCAGGGAUGGGGGCAGUGAGCCCCUCCUGCAUCACACAAUCACAUGAAUACAGUGACGUGUUCAUCUCCCCGGGUAUCACUGUCCCUGCAAACAGAGACAAUAAAGGACAGAAAGCUCCUAAAGACAAUCAAGAUGAGCCACAUGUCCAGGGUUCAAACUCCUCCUCCACUCAGUUGGAGGAGGAAUUGAGCGUGCAAUCGCAGCAGAGACCCGAGCCGCCUCCUCAGAGUAGCAAGCCGAGACUGGGGAACACAAGACAGCACCAUCUGGAGGAGAACUCUGAUAAUACAGAAGAGAAUGCUGAUGAAGAGGAUGAUGAAGGAGAUCGAGAUGUGGGCGAUGAAAAAGAGGACAUCCAGGAAGCGCAAAAGCAAAAAGCAGAAGGACAAACUCCUCCCAUCUCUGAAAAGCUAGAUAAUUCACCGGCAAAAUCUACUGCCGAGAAUCAAGUACAGUCUCCUGUACGACCUGCCCGUCCCAAGCCUACAUCCAGAUCGGUAGAUUCUCCCGUCACUCAAGGUGCAGAGGAAGACUCAAGUGGAGUGGCCACAAAAAUUCACAGGAAUCGAAAGGCCAACUCCUGUGAGGCAGGCUUUAAUUCAGGCAUGGAGGAAGACCGCUCCGGCAUUGUGGAGAGGUCCUCAGACCCUAAACCCCCAGUGAAAAAGCCACGACUUCCCACAAGAAGAAACAAAUCCUUUGAUACUCCUGGUCAGCAAAGUCCAGAGCCAAGCAACAGUGAAGCUUCGUGAUCAAACAGUUCUGGGUUUAUUUUUUCAGGCAGAUGUACAAAAAAGUAAAGGAGAGGAUGGAUGUGGGUCAAACGAGAGAGUGAUGGGGUUGUAAGGCUUGAUCUUGUACCUGAAUGAAAUUGCAUUUCCAACUCUCUUUCAGUCAUGUUUCCACACACACACACUAGUGUUUUUCAUGUCCUUUAAAUUAUUCACUCACUUACCGGUAUUUUGAGUCAUUCAUUCAAUUUAAGUUGUUUCUUACAUGUCUGUUCUCUCUCUCUCUCUGUUUUCACUUAUUCUCUCAUUCGCACUUUUGCUUUUAUCAACAUUUAAUCAUUAUGCAGUACUGCUGUACCUACAAUGAGGAAUAUUUCCCACUUGCACCUCAUAAGCUGUGCAUGGAUUCAUUUACUUGCCUGGCUUCUUCCCAUGGCCUCAGAAUAUCAUGUAACCUCCAGCAUUGCCCCAGUUUCUAUUCCAUACCAGCUCAAAAAGCAAUCACACUGGUGGAAAAAAAUGUUUUGGGGGAAAAAGGGUCCUUGAAAAAUAAUCAGCAAGGGAUUGCUUCUUUUUUUUUUUUUUUUAAAGAAUUCAGUUCUGACUUUGAUUCAAAAUUGAAUGCAGUUUCACUUUCAUCAGUGUAUUGCAGCCGGACCACACUGAAAUAUUGAAACAUUGCUCCUGCGUCCUCCUAUGAGAUAUAAGUAUUUGUUUUAAUUGUAAUUCUGGAAAACUUAGUAGAAUGACAAACAAUGAGGCAAUAAAAACUAAAAAGGGCGUUCCUUUAUAUGGACAACAAUGACAUACAAGAUGGAAAAUGAUGCAGUGGGGCUGUGAUUGGAGAGUGGUUGCAGUUCAGUGUGACACAGCUGCAACACAGUGAUGAAAGGGAAAUGCAAUGUGGAAGGAAAUUGCAUUCAAGCCAGCGUUCUUAUUUUUUAAUUUUUUUUAAAAGCAAUUCUCUCAAGAUCAAGGAAUGCAAGAUGCAAUGCAAUGAAGUUUUACUUUUCAAUGUGUCAUGUUGUCUUCAAGUGAUUCAAUGCAGUUAAGGUUUUAAUUUGCAGUGUGUCAUGCUGUUGGUCAUGUGCUCUUUUUUGUGAUUGAGUUUCUAUAUGGCACUGAUUCAUUUCCACAGA
Molecule: messenger RNA, 5254 nt
Organism: Neoarius graeffei (lesser salmon catfish)
Lineage: Eukaryota; Metazoa; Chordata; Actinopteri; Siluriformes; Ariidae
Gene: carmil3
Product: capping protein regulator and myosin 1 linker 3
Exons: 40
Coding region: 99-4136 (1345 amino acids)
Biological process (GO): cell migration; regulation of Arp2/3 complex-mediated actin nucleation
Cellular component (GO): lamellipodium; plasma membrane
Molecular function (GO): protein binding
Source: RefSeq, a predicted model, not a curated record